AACGGGCUCAAUGUCUAUUCUCUCAAAACCUCCUCUGUUUCGUUCUUCUCGUUCCCUCUUCUUGGUGGAUUUUCUGUCAUAGUUAUUCUCCGGUGGUCUUUCGGAAUCAUAGUUGUUAUCACUUCAUCGGUCUCUACCUUAGAUUUGAAGCCUACUAGCUUCGUCAAUCCUCUGCUAGGGUUGCUGAAGUGAUUGAAGUAUUGACACUUCUAAAAAUUGAGUUUCUUUAUAAAUGGAUCCUCGGCAAACAAGCAAGCAUCCUCGCAUAACGACAGAGGUUUAUGAUAAGAAUGCCAAACAACGUGAAAUGUAUCGCGAUAUGCCCACAGCUUAAAAAAAUGCACUUCUACUGCAGCGGCGCCUCAAAAAAAGAGAAGCAACAACUACAAGUCUUCUUCCAAAUACAAACUCUGUCAAUCCUGUGGAACCAAUAUAUGUUGGCCAGGAUAAUCUUGAUGUUGGAUGCUCUUCUUCUAUUUCAAAAACAGUAGUCGCCGAGUGCGACGUCGUUACAGCACCAACUGUACUUCAAAAGGGCAAAGAAGUAGCUCAUCCUUUUCGAUCUUUUGAAAACGGUUCGACAUCAGGCACCUCAAAUGCGGCGCAUGCUCCAACUGCUGAAAAAGUUUCAAUUGCCAAACCAUCACAUCGCACUGAAAUGUGAUUCUGGAUUUGAUCAACGAGUAUUCAAUUUACCAAGUACUGCUGAGGUUGCAGCGAUAUGGGUUGACGAGAAUGAUGGUGGUGCUAUUCAUAUACCACAUAUUCAGAUUUAUACUCACAACAACAGAACACAAAGAGUCAACUAUUUCGGAUGCUAUGAUCCUUUACAAUAUCCUCUAUUGUUUCCAUAUGGACAAAGUGGGUGGCACUGCGGUAUUAAAAAGUUCCGUAGUGCUGAAAAUAUUCGUAGAAGACAUGGUUUGUCUGACUCUGAACAGAUACCAAAUAUAAAUUUUUUUACGUCUGUUGAUGGAUACCUUGCUAUGGAAGAUCAAGUUCUACAAAAAGGAAAACAAAAGCGAGAUACAGUUUCAGUUCGGGAAUACUGUUGUUACAAAUUUUAGAUGAGAAACGACGUUGAAGAUGAACUUCUACAUACAGGGAGAAUAUUUCAACAGUACUCAGUAGAUGAAUAUAUAAAAUUGGAGACUCAAAGACUAGAUUUUGUUUUCUUCAAUCAAAAUUUGUUCAGAAUGGAUGUAUUGCAGGGACUCAUUGACAUUUUGAGACUUGGUGAACGAGAUGCUUCUAACAUUGGGAAACAAACGUUUCUGCCUGAUUCCUUUAUAGGAGGUCCUAGGGAUAUGCGUCAACGGUAUAUGGAUGCUAUUGCGUUAGUACAAUGUUUUGGAAAACCCGACUUAUUUAUAACGAUGACAUGUAAUCCAUCUUGGCCAGAGAUAGAGGAACAUCUGCCACCAAGUGAUGAGGCACAAAAUAGACUUGACUUGAUUAGUAGAGUAUUUAGAGCCAAAAUAGAAGAGCUUAAGACAGAUAUACUGAAACGAAAUAUCUUCGAAAAAGUUGUUGCUUUUAUGUACACUGUGGAGUUCCAGAAAUGAGGUUUACCUCAUGCUCAUUUUCUUAUUAUAUCAUGUAAUGACCAUAAACUGUUGACACCAGAGGCAUAUGACGAACUAAUUAGAGCAGAACUGCCGGAUUGUAAUACGGACCCAGAUUUGCAUAAGCUUGUAGUGAAGCAUAUGAUGCACGGUCCUUGUAGUAGUUUAAAUCCAACAAAUACUUGUAUGAGGAAAAAGGGUUACUGCAAGUUCAAAUAUCCAAAAAUGUUUGCCGAUCAAAGAUCAAAAGGUAAUGAUUCAUAUCCAAUUUAUAGGCGACGCAACACUGGGGAAGUCGUGAAAGUAAGAAAGCAUUAUUUAGAUAACUCUUGGGUUGUUCCAUAUAAUCCGUAUUUACUUGGCAAAUUCAAUUGUCACAUGAAUGUUGAAGUUUGUUUGGACAUCAAAGUCGUAAAGUACCUUUAUGAAUACAUUUGCCAAGGACAUGACAGGAUUGCAUUUUCUGUACAGAACAAUGAUACAAAUGUAGAAAUAGAUGAGGUAAAAGAAUAUCGAUCUGCUAGAUGGGUAUCACCUCCUCAGGCUGCAUGGCGUAUCUUUCAAUUUCCUAUUAGUGAAAUGUCUCCGAGCGUUUACCGUCUUCAGCUGCAUCUUGAGGGGCAACAAUUUGUUUCUUUCAAGAAGAACAUGGAUGUAAAUGCAAUAGUAAACAAUCCCAUGAUUAGGAAAACCAUGCUAACAGAGUUCUUCUAUAUGAACAGAACUGAUCAUCAUGCUAUGGAGCUAAAUCUAUUGUACAGAGAAUUUCCUGAACACUUCGUCUGGUCCUCUGGUGAAAAAUUUUGGGCACGUCGGCAAUGUCGUUCUGCUGUUGGUUGCAUCGUAACAUGUCAUCCAACAGAAGGUGAACGAUAUUAUCUUCGAUUAUUACUAACACACGUGCGCGGACCGACAUCAUAUGCAGAUCUUUUGAUGGUAAAUGGAGAACCAUGUAGUACAUUUAGAGAAUCUGUUGAAAAACGAGGAUUACUACAUUGUGAUGACAGUUUGAUGGAAUGCAUGUCUGAAGCAGCCAGUUAUCAGAUGCCAUAUAGUCUAAGGCGUUUAUUUGCUACACUACUGGUGUACUGCAACCCUACCAAUCCCAGAGAUCUAUGGGAGCAAUUUGAAGAGUUAAUGUCUGAAGAUUAUAAAAGGUUACUGAAAUUCGAUAUCAAGUUCUGAAUCACAUUAACGAUAUUUUGCACUCUAUGGGUCAUACUGUAAAUGAAUACGAGCUUAUCGCGGAAACUAUUAGGCCUUCUGCGGCAGCCAAAGAGGCAAAAAGAUUCACUUUGAAAGAAGUAUUACUGUUAGUGAAGAGGACGCAUUAUUGCAUAAGAAAUUAAACAAAAAUCAACUGACAGCAUAUGAUCUGAUUGUUAAGAGAGUAUUUUCGAAUAAAAUGGGUGCUUUUUUUGUCGACGGUCCAGGAGGAACUGGGAAAACAUUUUUAUACCGGGCUUUACUAGCAACUGUACGUUCUAUGGGAUAUAUCGCUUUGGCAACUGCUACUUCUGCUGUUGCUGCUUCUAUUCUCCUCGGUGGGCGUACUGCGCAUUCACGCUUUAAAAUUCCCAUUAAUAUUGAUGAGAACGUCGCUUGCAGUAUUAGCAAACAAAGCGCACUUGCAAGUUUAAUCCGUGAUGCAAAGUUGAUUCUAUGGGAUGAAGCAUCUAUGGAAAAUAAAAGAAUGGUGGAACUUUUAGAUUUGCUGCUUAAAGAUCUUAUGGAUACAGAUAUAUUAUUUGGUGGAAAAGUUGUUGUUUUUGGAGGUGACUUCAGGCAGACUCUGCCCGUCGUGAGAAAUGGAAAAAGAGAAGAUUUUGUAAAAGAAAGUUUGUUAUAUUCUACCAUCUGGACUCAACUAGAAAACGUACAUUUAUCCGAAAAUAUGAGGGCAAAACCGGAUCCGGCAUUUUGUGAUUAUUUGUUACGAAUUGGAAAUGGUCAAGAACGCGUUACGUCAACAAAUAAGAUUGAAAUUCCACAUUCAUUUAUUGUUCCAUUCACAACUGAAAAAGAAUCUUUGGAUAAACUAUUCAGAUUGACAUACCCAUAUUUGAAUUCAUCUGCCUAUAGUCCUUCUUGUACAUACUCCCGUGUAAUUUUGACAACAAAAAACAAUUUCAUCGAUGAAAUCAACAACAUGCUUAUUGAUCUAU
Molecule: messenger RNA, 3730 nt
Organism: Lycium ferocissimum
Lineage: Eukaryota; Viridiplantae; Streptophyta; Magnoliopsida; Solanales; Solanaceae
Exons: 5
Coding region: 1707-2750 (347 amino acids)
Source: RefSeq, a predicted model, not a curated record